CGCCGCGGACCGGUCUCUGGGUCCCUCCAGUCCCCUGCCUCGGUUUCCCUUCCUCCCCAGGUCUGUGUCCCGUGCCUGCAGCUGGAAUGGAGGCUCUCUGGACCCUCUAGAAGGUUGGCACCCCAGACUCCCGAGGUCAGCCAAGCGGUUAAUGCGGAAGGUCAAGAAGUUGCGCCUGGACAAGGAGAACACAGGAAGUUGGAGAAGCUUCUCGCUGAAUUCUGAGGGGGUGGAGAGGAUGGCCACCGGGACGCCAACAGCCGACCGGGACGAUGUGGCACCCAUGGAGGACCCGGCCGCCCGUUUCCAGGUGCCGAAGCACUCAUGGGACGGGCUCCGCAGCAUCAUUCACGGCAGCCGCAAGUACUCGGGCCUCAUAGUCAACAAAGCUCCCCACGACUUCCAGUUUGUGCAGAAGACGGAUGAGUCUGGCCCCCACUCCCCCCGCCUCUACUACCUAGGGAUGCCUUAUGGCAGUCGAGAGAACUCCCUCCUCUACUCCGAGAUUCCCAAGAAGGUCCGGAAGGAGGCUCUGCUGCUCCUGUCUUGGAAGCAGAUGCUGGAUCAUUUCCAGGCCACACCCCAGCAUGGGGUCUACUCCCGGGAGGAGGAGCUGCUGAGGGAGCGGAAGCGCCUGGGGGUCUUCGGCAUCACGUCUUACGACUUCCACAGCGAGAGUGGCCUCUUCCUCUUCCAGGCCAGCAACAGUCUCUUCCACUGCCGCGAUGGGGGCAAGAACGGCUUCAUGGUGUCCCCCAUGAAGCCGCUGGAAAUCAAGACCCAGUGCUCAGGACCCCGGAUGGACCCCAAAAUCUGCCCCGCCGACCCUGCUUUCUUCUCCUUCAUCAACAACAGCGACCUAUGGGUGGCCAACAUUGAGACAGGCGAGGAGCGGCGUCUGACCUUCUGCCACCAAGGUCUAUCCAAUGUCCUGGAGGACCCCAAGUCUGCGGGGGUGGCCACCUUCGUCAUUCAGGAAGAAUUCGACCGCUUCACGGGUUACUGGUGGUGUCCCACAUCCUCUUGGGAAGGUUCUGAAGGCCUCAGGACACUGCGAAUCUUAUACGAGGAAGUCGAUGAGUCAGAGGUAGAAAUCAUUCAUGUUCCUUCUCCAGCGCUGGAAGAGAGGAAGACAGACUCAUACCGAUACCCCAGGACAGGCAGCAAGAAUCCCAAGAUUGCCUUGAAACUCGCUGAAUUCCAGACUGACAGUCAGGGCAAGAUUGUCUCGGCCCAGGAGAAGGAGCUGGUACAGCCCUUUAGCUCACUGUUCCCGAAGGUGGAAUAUAUCGCCAGGGCCGGGUGGACCCGGGACGGCAAGUAUGCCUGGGCCAUGUUCCUGGACCGUCCCCAGCAGUGGCUGCAGCUUGUCCUCCUCCCCCCAGCCCUGUUCAUCCCGACGACCAAGAGCGAUGAGCAGCGGGAGGCCUUCUCCAGGGCUGUCCCCAAGAAUGUCCAGCCAUAUGUGGUUUAUGAGGAGGUCACCAGCGUCUGGAUCAACGUCCAUGACAUCUUUUAUCCCUUCCCCCAGUCGGAGGGAGGGGAAGAGCUCUGCUUUCUCCGUGCCAACGAGUGCAAGACCGGCUUCUGCCACUUGUACAAAGUCACCGUGGUCUUAAAACCCACUGGCUAUGACUGGAGUGAGCCCAUCAGCCCCAGGGAAGAUGAAUUUAAAUGCCCCAUUAAGGAGGAGAUCGCUCUGACCAGCGGUGAAUGGGAGGUUUUGGCCAGGCACGGCUCCAAGAUCUGGGUCAAUGAGGAGACCAAGCUGGUGUACUUCCAAGGCACCAAGGACACGCCGCUGGAGCACCACCUGUACGUGGUCAGUUAUGAGUCAGCAGGCGAGAUUGUGCGCCUCACCACACCUGGCUUCUCCCACAGCUGCUCCAUGAGCCAGAACUUUGACAUGUUCGUCAGCCACUACAGCAGUGUGAGCACACCGCCCUGUGUGCACGUGUACAAACUGAGCGGCCCUGACGACGACCCCCUGCACAAGCAGCCGCGGUUCUGGGCCAGCAUGAUGGAGGCAGCCAGCUGCCCUCCGGAUUACGUGCCUCCGGAGAUCUUCCACUUCCACACGCGGUCGGAUGUGCGCCUCUACGGCAUGAUCUACAAGCCGCAUGCUGUGCAGCCCGGGAAGAAGCACCCCACCGUCCUCUUUGUGUAUGGAGGCCCCCAGGUGCAGCUGGUGAAUAACUCAUUCAAAGGAAUCAAGUAUCUGAGGCUCAAUACGCUGGCGUCCCUGGGCUACGCCGUGGUUGUGAUCGAUGGCCGGGGCUCCUGUCAACGAGGGCUUCGGUUCGAAGGGGCCCUGAAAAACCAAAUGGGCCAGGUGGAGAUCGAGGACCAGGUGGAGGGUUUGCACUACGUGGCGGAGAAGUAUGGCUUCAUCGACUUGAGCCGCGUCGCCAUCCACGGCUGGUCCUAUGGAGGUUUCCUCUCGCUCAUGGGACUGAUCCACAAGCCCCAAGUGUUCAAGGUGGCCAUCGCGGGUGCCCCGGUCACAGUCUGGAUGGCCUAUGACACAGGGUACACAGAGCGCUACAUGGACAUCCCAGAAAACAACCAGCAUGGCUACGAGGCGGGUUCCGUGGCCUUGCACGUGGAGAAGCUGCCCAACGAGCCCAACCGCCUGCUCAUCCUCCACGGCUUCCUGGAUGAAAACGUGCACUUUUUCCACACAAACUUCCUCGUCUCCCAGCUGAUACGAGCAGGAAAACCUUACCAACUCCAGAUCUACCCCAAUGAGAGACACAGUAUUCGCUGCCCCGAGUCUGGCGAGCACUAUGAAGUCACACUGCUGCACUUUCUACAAGAAUACCUCUGAGCCUGCUGCGGGGCCGGCCUCGGCUCGCCUCGCCCGCCCGGAGCCUUCACAUCAGAGCACAAGUGGCUUUGCAGCUGCCACCGCCACCGCCACAGCCAGGGGAGCAGGCGGGAGGGACGAGUGGUCCCGCAGGCUCCAAUCAGGUGCCUCCUCCCAGCCCCGGCUGGACAGCCCUGCCGCCCCCGAGGAGUUGCUGCCUUCGCUGCCCCGAUGCCUUUUGUCAUUUUUUUUUUUUUAAUGCUCCUGGGGGUAUUUUUGCUUGCUGCUUCUUGGAUGCCAGAACAGAGAGAGAUGAUGGCCAGUUUCCAUGAGGCACUGCCUCCAGCCAUCACCUCCUUUCCCUAUCUUGUGGCAGGAGGAGGCCACAACCCCGCCACGCACUGGAGAGGCCCAAGCUUGGGCCACCUAGGCCAGAACAGACUUGGAGGAGUCUGGGCUGGGAAGUGCCAGGCCAUAGCCUGGGGUGCCCUCCAUCCUGCGACUCCCCAAGGCCUCUGGGUCCCCUGCCCUGGCCAGCCACUGUCCCCAGCCCAGAAGCAUGCGAUUGCCUGUCCUCUCCCCCAGUCCCCCACUUCAUGUUUGUGUUUUGUUUUGGGGGGCGUUUUUCAUAAUUAUUUAAAAGAAAGCAAGGGGUGCCUAAAUCUGGACUUGGGGUCCACUGCCGGGCAGUGGGGGCUCAGCCCAGCAGCUGGUGAGCACUGUUCUUCUGAAGCCCAGAGUGGACAGGGGUGCCAGCCCAACAGGAGUGAGUGGCCAGGCCUGCUGGGGGGGACACCUGCCACCUUGCCCCGAGCUUUCAGGCAGGCACUGAAACGCACCAAGCAAGCUUCUGCUCUCUGCUGGUCAGCGGCUGCUGUCUCCUCCCCAGCCCAGCUGGCCGGCCACAUGUGUCUGCCUGGCCUGGGCAGCCCUGGGGCCCAGGAUCAGGAGGUGGAACCAUCCCCACCUCAGGUUUCUACUUCCCCUUCUUCCCUCUACCACAAGAGUUCUGCCUGGGGGUAGGCAAAAAAAAAGUAAAAAGAAAAGAAAAAAAAAAAAAAACAGAAACCACCUCUACAUAUUAUGGAAAGAAAAUAUUUUUGUCGAUUCUUAUUCUUUUAUAAUUAUGCGUGUAAGAAGCAGACUCAUUAAACGAUUCCAGAUGGAAACGUC
This is a messenger RNA of Galeopterus variegatus (Sunda flying lemur), 3979 nucleotides long. RefSeq names its product dipeptidyl-peptidase 9 (gene DPP9). Gene Ontology annotation, molecular function: dipeptidyl-peptidase activity; serine-type peptidase activity. The record is from RefSeq and is a predicted model, not a curated record. NCBI's taxonomy places the organism in Eukaryota, Metazoa, Chordata, Mammalia, Dermoptera, Cynocephalidae. Gene Ontology annotation, biological process: proteolysis. The transcript has 22 exons. The coding region runs from base 152 to 2827 and encodes 891 amino acids.